CUCGUCCGAAAAGCAUGGGUUAGAGUAGCACAGGGGGUGGGGGUACUGUUAGAAACCCUCAGUGCUGCCUGUUGCCCAGACUCCAUUGAAGCAGCAGCAUGUCGUGGCUCUUCGGAUGGGGGAAAAAGUCCGGGUCUUCCCCGCCGAUGGAGGAGCAGUCGGCGGGUGCUCCUGCUGAAGGUGGCGGGGGAGCAGCUGGAGGCUCCGGGGGAGACAAACCAGGGGAUAAGUGGAGUAACUUUGACCCCACUGGGCUGGAGAGAGCUGCAAAGGCUGCAAGGGAGCUCGACAAAUCACGAAAUGCCAAGGAAGCGCUGGGGCUGGCUCGCAUGCAGGAGCAGACUGUACAGCUGGAGCAUCAGAGUAAAGUGAAAGAAUAUGAAGCAGCUUUGGAGCAGCUGAAGGGCGAGCAGAUCCACCUCCAGGGCGAGGAGAGACGGAAAACACUUGGAGAGGAGACAAAACAACACCAGGCGAGGGCACAGUAUCAAGACAAACUUGCCAGACAGAGAUAUGACGAUCAGCUCAGACAACAGCAAUUCCUCACUGAGGAGAACCUUCGCAAACAAGAGGAGUCUGUGAUGAAACAAGAGGCCAUGAGAAAAGCUACCAUCGAGCAUGAGAUGGACCUGAGACACAAGAACGACCUGCUUCGCGUCGAAGCCGAGGCCAAAGCCCGAGCCCAGGUGGAGCGGGAAAACGCAGACCUGAUCAGGGAACAGAUCCGCCUGAAAGCUGCUGAACACAGACAAACUGUCCUUGAAUCUAUAAAGACGGCCGGGGCGGUGUUUGGGGAGGGAUUCAGAGGCUUCGUCUCUGACUGGGACAAACUCACAGCCACGGUUGCUGGUUUGACACUCUUAGCUGCAGGAGUUUAUUCUGCCAGGAAUGCCACAGCGGUGGCCGGGCGCUACCUCGAGGCUCGUCUGGGCAAACCCUCUCUGGUCCGAGAAACCUCCAGGAUAACUGUGGUAGAGGCCAUGAAGCAUCCAAUCAAGACAACCAGGCGUCUGAGAAGCAAACCGCAGGAUGCCUUAGAGGGCGUCGUGCUCAGUGCACCUUUGGAGGAGCGUGUACGGGACAUUUCCAUCGCUACUCGUAACACGAGGCAGAACAAAGGCUUGUACAGAAACAUCCUGAUGUACGGGCCUCCUGGAACUGGAAAGACACUCUUUGCUAAGAAACUGGCUCUUCAUUCAGGGAUGGACUUUGCCAUCAUGACAGGUGGGGACGUGGCACCCAUGGGGCGCGAUGGAGUCACUGCCAUGCACAAGGUGUUUGACUGGGCCAGCAGCAGCCGCCGAGGCGUCUUGCUGUUCGUGGAUGAAGCUGAUGCCUUCCUGCGUAAGCGAGCCACUGAGAAAAUCAGUGAGGACCUUCGAGCCACCCUCAAUGCAUUCCUGUACCGCACUGGGGAGCAGAGCAACAAGUUCAUGCUGGUGCUCGCUAGUAACCAGCCGGAGCAGUUUGACUGGGCCAUCAACGACCGCAUUGACGAGAUUGUGAACUUUGCGUUACCGGGUCUGGAGGAGAGGGAGAGACUGGUGCGCCUGUAUUUCGACAAAUUUGUUCUGGGUCCUGCCACUACAGGGAGACAGAGAUUAAAGCUGGCUCAGUUCGAUUAUGGCCUGAAGUGUUCGGACAUCGCAGCGCGAGCACAGGGCAUGUCUGGUCGUGAAAUCUCUAAACUCGGCGUGGCCUGGCAGGCUGCCGCUUACUCCUCUGAAGAUGGAGUUUUGACCGAAGCCAUGAUUGAUGCAAGAGUUGACGAUGCCAUCGUGCAGCAUGCACAGAAAAUGGACUGGCUGCUGAUGGAAGCAGGUGAAGGGGUCGGCAAGUUCGGUGUCAUCAUCCCCAAGGAGACGGCUGCAGGAGUUGCAGCCAAGGAGGCCGCUUUGACCGCACAACCCGAAGAUGCAGCUCCGACUAUACAGCAGGUUCUCCCGAUCAUAGAGGCUGUGAGCAGUGCUGCACAGGCAGAGGCAGCGGCUGUACCUACAGAGGUAGAGGCAGAAGGUAUCCUUAAAGAGGCAGCCACUUUGGUUAAAGAGAGUGAAGCUGUAGGGACAGUCGAAGCCGUUGCUGAGACGGCAGCUGCUGUCCCUCUGGUGCAAGAGGUUGAGGCCAUAAAGGACCUGACUGAGGAGGUUCAAAGCACAGCUGCUGUUCCUGAGCUGAAGGAUGUAGUCACAGAGGUCGCAGAGGCUGAGGUCGUACAGGCUUCCACUGUCCAAGAAGCUGCUGCUGUGGGUAAAGAAGAACCAGCAGCUGAGGUAGCUGCACAAGAGAGCGGGGCCACAGAGGCAGUCAAGGAUGCAGAAAAACUGGAGACUGAGCUAGACGCUGUUCUCUCCAAAGAGGUCCUGGAGCCAGAAGCUGCAGUAGCUGGACUCGCUCAGGAGUCUGUGGUUCAGGAAAUCGAAUCAGCAGCUAAGACAGCUGAGGGUGUAGAAGCUGAAGCUCCUGUGUCUGCCACAGAAGCCGGAGCUGAUGCUGCAAAGGUUGUAGAGGAAAUCGCAACCAAUGUAGCUGAAGUAACCGAGUCCGUGGCAAACAUAGCAAAGGAGGCUGAAGUUAUUGCAGCUGAUGUCGCCAAAGUGGCUGAAGCUGUGGCAACUGUCACUGGAGAGAUUGAGGCAGCAGUCGUCAAGGAAGUGGAAGCAGUGGAAGGUGAGGCUGCAAAGGAAGCAGGUGAGGUAGCAGCUGAAACAUCUGAAGUUGUCAAAGAGGCUGAAACAACAGUGACAGAGGUGAUCACAGAGUCUGAGGUCAUAGCUGCAGAGGUUGUUAAAGAGGUGGAAAGUGUAACAUCUGCUGCAAAGGAAGCUGAAGUCACCCCGGCAGAAGUUCCCAAAGAGGCUGAGGGUGUUUUAACAGAAUCCGCUGUGGAGACUGAGGCCAAAGUAGAGUCUGAGGCGGCUGCUGUUGAGAGUACCGAAAAGGAUCAGACUCUCACUGCAGAGACUGCUGCCAAGGAAGCCGAAGUUAUCCCUGCAGAAGUGGCUAAAGAGGCAGAAGUCAUCCCAGAAAAAGCUGCCAGUGAAGAAGUCAUCUCUGCUGAAGUGACCAAGGAAGCAGAAGUCAGUCCAGCUGAAGCUCCAAAGGAGACAGAAGUCACAGCAGGGGAAGUUUCCAAGGAGGCAGAGGUUGCUCCAGCAGAAGCACCCAAGGAGGCAGAACCUGUGCCUUCAGAAGACGUGAAGCUGCCUGAGACUGCUGAUGUUCCUGCUGCCAAGGAAGCCGAGUCCAGCACAGUCGAGACUGUAGUACCUGAAGCCACCAGUGAGACAGCAGCUGCUCCAACUCAAGAAUCCAAGGUUGAUGCAGAGUCCGUUGUGUCUGAGAAAUCUGAGAGUCCAGUCGCAGACACAUCAGCUCCCUCUCCCACCACCGAAGAGGCUGAGAAGCCCAAACAGAGCGGAGAUGACGGCAACAAACCUCAAGACAAGCCAACUCCAAAGAAAUGAGUUCUUUGAAUCUUUAGCCUCUUUUCACAGAUGACCUCCUGACAUUUUCUAAAUGAUCUCAGGUUAUUCAGACCCUGACAUUUUCAGGUACUUGCCUUUCGCACUUCUAUAUUGGAUGUGCUCUCACAACUCUGUUUACUCUGUACGGUUUAGGUUAGGGGGGCAGCUUGUUAGUGCAUAGAAAGAGGAAGAGGGGUCAGUAACUGCAACCAUUUCUGGGUUCUUAUCACUAAACAUGUUUCUGUAAGACUAACACAUCAGUAGAAAAUCAUAACAGCACUCUGAGGUAAGCAGUAAAGAGAUUAAAGUAGAGGCGCCCCGCUCAACGUGAACGAUGUCAUCACUCUGCACCUUUGUACAUUAUGUUCUCCUGACUUUUACCACGACUUUGCACAGAGAUUUUACAUGAGGGCUGUCAGGAAAAUGUCAGAAUAAAUUUUGUGUGAAAAAUGUGUCUGUCUGUGUUCACAUGUGACGCCUACCCGGACAGUGGCGAGGUAUUUUCAGGAGUGCAGUGCAUGUGUGAAAAGGGCUAUGAUGAAAAACUACUGUAAAUGAUACAAAGCUGUAACUCUUGAGCUGUGAGUCUAAAUCCUUCACCUCUGAUUGUCUCUGUGUGUCUGUCUCUCUGCUUGUAAAAUGAUUGCAAAGAAUGCCUAGAUGAAGAUUAUAGUGUGAUUUUGGACUGUAGAUUUGCAGGAGUCUGAGUAAAAGUACGUGUGGACCACUAAGACUA
Molecule: messenger RNA, 4203 nt
Organism: Notolabrus celidotus (New Zealand spotty)
Lineage: Eukaryota; Metazoa; Chordata; Actinopteri; Labriformes; Labridae
Product: ATPase family AAA domain-containing protein 3-like
Exons: 16
Coding region: 99-3467 (1122 amino acids)
Biological process (GO): mitochondrion organization
Cellular component (GO): mitochondrion
Molecular function (GO): ATP hydrolysis activity; zinc ion binding; ATP binding
Source: RefSeq, a predicted model, not a curated record